This is a messenger RNA of Vollenhovia emeryi, 2118 nucleotides long. RefSeq names its product cell death-inducing p53-target protein 1. The coding region runs from base 303 to 680 and encodes 125 amino acids. Gene Ontology annotation, molecular function: zinc ion binding. The transcript has 5 exons. Lineage: Eukaryota; Metazoa; Arthropoda; Insecta; Hymenoptera; Formicidae. The record is from RefSeq and is a predicted model, not a curated record.
UCUACUCCCACCACCGUCGUUGCCAGACUUGUGUAGUGUGUAAUGUGUAUACCGUGGUGUGUAGAACGUGGUUUACACGGUUUACACGACCACCACGGGCACCACGUACUAUCGCGUGCUGCUCGCGGAACGUGUGUCUUUAAGAAUCGGAAACUAGUGUCGGGGAUAAUCACACGAAAUAUAGGAUUUAAUCACUCUGUCGAGAAUAGUGUCGCACGUCACGUCGGAAAUGUAACGAUAGGCAACACUAGAUUCGUUUCAUUAUCUAAUAUGGUUUCUCGUUUUGUAUAUAAAAUCUCAUCAUGCAUAAGAAUGGACCACCACCACCUUAUGAACCACCACCUUACGCGCCACCUGCUUACUCCCAAAAUGUGGGAGGUGUUCCUCCAGCUAGUCCGUUUACACCUGCGCAAACUUAUGCGAAUGGGCCUACUAUAGUCACAACUAUUGUUCCGCUCGGGCCACAGUCGACUCAUACAAUCUGUCCACAUUGCCAUGCCGAAAUAGAUACAUCAACAAAAACUGAACCUGGCAUGAUUGCUUAUAUCUCAGGUGUCAUCAUAGCACUGCUGGGAUGUUGGUUUGGUUGCUGCUUGAUUCCAUGUUGCAUUGAUGAAUGCAUGGAUGUUCAUCAUAACUGUCCAAACUGUAAAGCUUAUCUGGGACGUCAUAGAAGAUAAGUGGAUUGUAUUAACAUCCACGCGUUGCAUUUGAAUGUUGAAAUGCCGACAAUACUACGAAUUCCAAUGGAUAUACUAAACUUGAUUUUGACACUGUACAUCUUCGGGGGAAUAGCUUCGAUCACAGAGUACUAAACGAGAGACGAAAAGCGUAAUUUCGUAAUUUCAUUUAGAGCAAUCCAGUUAAAUCUUUAUAACGAAGGAUGCAUAGUAUCUAAAUAAUUGUUUUAUAUAAUUUUUUAAUUCUUACAAAAUAUUGUUAUUGCACCAAUUAGUUAUAAUCUCUUGCACGAUUUUUGUAAAAAUAUUUUCAUGCUUUUGCGUGAAAGUGGUGAAAUUAUUGCGUACAAGUUUUUUAGUAAGAAGCAUAUUCAAAAAACACUUGUGCAUAACUUUUGAAAAAGAGAAUUCUACUUCCACAUCAAUUUAUUCUUCCAAUAUUAAUAUUAAUCUACAACUUUUAUUUCAUUUGCAUUAUUAAUGUAAAUAUGUACUGUAGAGUGUAGACUAUCUGCAGCAUAGAUUUCUAAAGAUCAACUCAUUAAUCAUAAUUUUGACUCAAUUAUUAUGCCAGUCUUUGCCAUUUUUUGUUAUGUUUAUGUUUGAAACAAAAAUUAAGAUUAUCCAUAAAUUGAUAGGCAGCAAUAUGUGCAGCUAUUUUUAAAUCACUAAGCCGUCCAGCUAUAUAAAAUAAUAAUAUUGUCACAGCAAUAAUUUCUUUAAAUUCAAAUUAAAUAACGACACAAUAACGAUACUCGCAAAAUUGUAGCGUAAUUUACGCUAAAAUAUUUAGUCUAUUGGUAGUAGCUAGCUCUUGAUUGGAAAAAUCUUGAUAAAUAUAUCUCGUAUAUUUAUGUCAUAAAAGUAUGUGGAUUAUCAAAUAAAUAUUAAUGUCAAUAACUUAUGCUUUUAUAUAAUUGAUGAAUGGCAACUGAUAUAUUACUAGACUGAUAUGUUGUUAGAGAGUUUAAAACUAAAGAAAUCUAAUACUUGUUUAAAAAGGGAAUAUACACACAUACAUAUGAAAUAUUUAACUUCGUACAUGUUACAGAAGUGACUACAAAUAUUAUUUUUGUCUUAAAUAUCUUAAUUUAUACAACAAUGAAUCUCAAAUUCUGUUUGACAAAUUGAGCUCAAUACUAUUACAGGAAAAAAAAUUUGCGUCAAUGCUUUAUAGAAUAAUGUAAUGUUACGGAAUAACGUUUAACAUCAUAGUAAUGAUGUCAAGCGAUGGACUAUUUACUUAUUUUUGCGCCUGUGUGCCUCAAAUUAGAUAAGCCUUCAAUCUCCCGUGCUCUUAUUACAAGAUAACUUCUAUUUUCUAAUGCAUGUGUAAAAUAAUGUAAACAAUAAGCAAAUAUCAACUUACGGUUAUAUAUUUGAUAUAUAUAACAUUUGCAAUAUAUUUAAAAGAAAUAAAAAUUUAAUAACAUUGUGC